Molecule: messenger RNA, 258 nt
Organism: Bursaphelenchus okinawaensis
Lineage: Eukaryota; Metazoa; Nematoda; Chromadorea; Rhabditida; Aphelenchoididae
Source: the annotation of a GenBank genome assembly
AUGGGCUACGAAUUCGCUCUAACCGGCCAUUCUAUUAGUGACACAGAAGCCUUGAAACGUUCCAAAGCUAAAACCGUGCAAGAAAUGCUGAUCUUCUAUCUUGGUGCUACGAUAUAUGAGUUUCUGACCGGAUCCAUUACCGUACCAUAUCUAGAAGACAUGGACGAGUUUUAUGAAUCGAGUAAUUUUGGCAUUGCUUUUUGGACUUGGGGCUCAAAUGCCAGCAACCGAUCAGCUUUUGUCACUGCCAUUGUUUAG